GUUGCUUUUGAUUUCAGUGACACUGCUGUCCAUUUAUUCAAUAAAUCUCUUGUUAACAUGUGCAAAGGAAACAGGCUGCAUGGUUUAUGAAAAACUUGGAGAACAAGUCUUUGGCACUCCAGGAAAGAUUAUUGUUUUUGGAUCUACAUCUCUUCAGAACACUGGAGCUAUGUUGAGCUACCUCUUUAUAGUUAAAAAUGAGCUACCUGCUGCCAUAAAGUUCCUUAUGGGAAAAGACGACGCGUUUGUAGCCUGGUAUGUGGAUGGGCGAUUUCUGGUCGUAGCUGUGACCUUUUUAAUAAUUCUUCCCUUAUGCCUGCUGAAGAAUUUAGGCUAUCUUGGCUAUACUAGUGGAUUUUCCCUGACAUGCAUGGUAUUUUUUCUCAUAGUGGUUAUAUACAAGAAAUUUGAGCUUUCCUGUCCUUUUCUGGACAGAAAUGGAACAAAUGCUACCUUUCCCAAUGUUAGCUUUGGCACUGAGGCGUGCAGACCAAAGUAUGUUACAUUUAAUUCUAAGAGUGUAUAUGCUUUGCCUACUAUUGCAUUUGCAUUUGUGUGCCAUCCAUCAGUCCUUCCAAUCUACAGUGAGCUUAAAGAUCAUUCCCAGAAAAGAAUGCAGAUGGUUACAAAAAUCUCUUUCUUUGCCAUGUUUGUCAUGUACUUCUUAACUGCUAUUUUUGGCUACUUGACAUUUUAUGAACUUGUACAGUCAGAUUUGCUUCACAAAUACCAGAAUAAAGAUGACAUCCUUGUCUUAACUGUUCGUGUUGCCGUCAUUGUUGCAGUCAUACUCACAGUCCCCGUGUUGUUUUUCACUGUUCGCUCAUCUAUAUUUGAGCUUGCUAGAAAGACCAAAUUCCAUUUAUGCCGUCACAUUGUGGUUACGUUGAUCCUUUUGAUGAUCAUUAACCUGCUGGUUAUUUUUAUACCUUCCAUGAAGGAUAUUUUUGGAGUUGUAGGAGCAACAUCUGCCAAUAUGUUGAUUUUUAUUCUUCCAUCUUCUCUCUAUUUGAAAAUCACCCACCAAGAUGGUUCAAAACUGAUUCAGAGAAUUUGGGCUUCCCUCUUUUUGGCAUUAGGAAUUUUAUUUUCCAUGGUGAGCAUUCCUCUUGUCAUCUAUGAUUGGGUGCAUUCAAGACAUACCACUGAAGGUCAGUGAGACACCAAGAAGAACACAUUAUAUCCUUGCUGUUCACAAAAAUCACCAGUCACCCAUUUUGCCAAUAUGUCCUACUCAUCAUAAAGUUCCUCUGUUAAACAAACAAACAAAAAUUAAAUAAUCAUCGCUGCAUAUUUUUCUGCAGGAGACAGUUGUUUAAUUUGUAAUUUUUGCUCAGUAUUAUUACAGUGGCCAGGACAAUUUCACAGACCCCAUUGGUCACGGGUCUUCUGUUUGCAGUAAAUAGUAAUAAAAUAGCUGAAGAAUACUUUCUACUCCUUCAUACACUUG
Python bivittatus (Burmese python) is the source of this 1450-nucleotide messenger RNA. The record is from RefSeq and is a predicted model, not a curated record. NCBI's taxonomy places the organism in Eukaryota, Metazoa, Chordata, Lepidosauria, Squamata, Pythonidae.